AUGUCAGGAUCGCCUCGACCGAACAACCGUGUGCGCAAAACCAAAGGCAAGGGUCUCAGGACAAGGACAGGAUGGUGCGUCGCCCAAUCUGACUUCUCGAUCGCAAAUCGUGCGACACCCGUGACACUGACACAGAACAGCGGCGCAAACAAUGAACCGGAUCCAUCGACACUGCCUCAAGCCGAGCCACUCACUGCUCGAGAGCCUUCUAGUCAAGAAGCUGACGACUACGAAAUUACCUUGAGUGAAAACGUAGCGACAACAGAUAUAGAUGAGACGCCCUUGAUCUAUUAUGAUGAACACAAUGUCAACCAGAAUAUUCAACUAUCUGCCAACGACAAUUUCAGUCUGCCGGCUCUGGAACCUGCAGCCUUGAAUACGACGAGCCCUGCGUCAACAGCAAGUGGCAAUCUCUACUCUGCAGAAGUCGCUCCCUGGAGAUGGCUGGAUCUUUUGAGACGUGAUGCGACCGUCUCCGAUGACUAUCAGUCCGGUGGCUGCUACCUUGGGCCCGAACAUGACAACAAUGCACACCAACAAGUGGCGACAGGCCAGAUGGGCUUCGACUGUGCAACGAUACCGGAAGUUUAUAUGAGACAAGGAGACGCAUACAACAUCAAAGGCCAGCUUGAGUUAUCGGGCUCAGAAAGAAUACUGUUACGGCACUUUGUAGACAAUAUAUCGUCCUGGUUUGAUCUCACCGAUCGUGAUGCCUCUUUCACGACUUCCGUGCCCGCCAUGGCGCUUCACAAUAGAGGACUAAUGCUGGCCAUCCUCGCAUUGUCAUCGCGACAUCAAUCCCUACUCACGGGUCCAGAAACAUCCUCCCGCAUCGACAGAACAGUCGCCGUGCAAUACUAUAACGAGACACUUCAAUACCUCCAGAUUGCGAUGAAGAUGCCCGAAUACCUCAAGAGCGAAGAGUUGCUAGCGACAGUACUUCUGAUUUCAACAUAUGAGAUGAUAGAUGGACUUGGGAGUGGAUGGGAACGCCAUCUGAAAGGCGUUUUCUGGAUCCAGAGGUCUCAGCUGAUACAUGGCGAGUCUGGAGGUUUGCGACAGGCAAUCUGGUGGGCCUGGCUGCGACAAGAUAUCUGGGCAGCCUUCCGAGGCGGCCGAGUGAUACUCAGCUUCUACACUUUGAAGAAAGAUUGCGCCGAACUCGAUCGCUGGGAGCUCAUCAACAGAGUAGUGUGGCUCCUCGGGCAAUGUAUCAGCUUUGGCUCGGAUGCCGAGGUCGAGGCUGGGAGAACCAACGUGCAACAGCGUAUACAUCGCGCUGCAUUUCUAACUUCGAGGUUGGAUGAAUGGUCGAUCUACUUCGCCAUUCACCGCAAAGAGCUACCUGCCGAUUGCGUCGCUGUACAGAUCUACUACUUUGCCAGAAUAAUGCUGGCCGUUCAUUCUCCGGCUGUCUCGGGUCUGAAAGAGUUGGAACGACAACGCCAGACUCUGGACAAUGCCAUCGAUCAAAUCGGCGGUAUCGCAUGCACAACAAGCGACACUUCUGCGACUAUAAUCUCAACUCAGUGUCUCUUUGCGGCCGGUCUCAACUUGCGUGAUUCAGUCAAGCGAGAGCACAUUGUCAGAUUGCUCAGGUCUCAUCAAGCUCGCACUGGAUGGCCGGUCACCGAUCUCGCGGAAGACCUGCAAGCCGAAUGGGCGAUGGAUGCUUCGCCAGUUCAGGCUCGAAGCUAG
Molecule: messenger RNA, 1698 nt
Organism: Aureobasidium uvarum
Lineage: Eukaryota; Fungi; Ascomycota; Dothideomycetes; Dothideales; Saccotheciaceae
Source: the annotation of a GenBank genome assembly